Messenger RNA from Paramecium tetraurelia, 731 nucleotides. RefSeq lists its product as uncharacterized. The transcript has 2 exons. The record is from RefSeq and is a predicted model, not a curated record. Lineage: Eukaryota; Ciliophora; Oligohymenophorea; Peniculida; Parameciidae.
CAAUCAUUUAUGCCUGAAUCAAUUACGAAUGACUUUAAAAUCACAUGAAAUCUAAGAAUUACCUAUUGUUUAAGACAACGAUGCACAACCUCCAUCCAUCUUCAAGUAUUUAUAAGGAAGGAUGACUAAUCCUAAAAAUUAUCUACCAACACUAAUAGUUUAGCAUAGCAACACUUCCAAAUAAACCCUAGAAGCUCUAAAUUCCUAAUGCAAUAGAAAUUAGAGUCACAAACCCAACCAACCAAGCCAAAAUCAAUAUUAGCCCAAUAAAAAGAAAGAUGUAUCUCCCCAAAGAAGCACAUCUCCUUAUAGGAAAUUUCAAUAAAUACCAUAGCAAAAUUAAGUUAAGACUUAACAAAGAACAAAAUCCCCUCUGGUUAAGAAUACAGUUGCUUAAAAGCUCACUCCAAGAACUAAUCAACGAACUACACCCUCGGCUUCCCCAUUCCGAUAAGCCAAAGAGAAUAAUGUAUCAACCAUUAAUUAGAGAAACUUAAGGACCGAUAGAUCAUAAACUAAAUUGGUUUAAGUGAAGGUUAAGGAAACUCACAAUUAAAACUAAUCUCAUGUAAUAGUUGAUCUAAGCAAGUGUCCUACUUAAAGAGUUCUCAUCAAAUAAGAUUCUAAUCGACCAAAAAUGAGGGUUGAGUUAAGUCUAAAGAGUUUAAUUUAAAAUGGAAUAUGAAUCUGACAUUAAAAUUAUAUAACUUCAUAAAUAUAUAUAUAAAUUA